Molecule: messenger RNA, 1525 nt
Organism: Astyanax mexicanus (Mexican tetra)
Lineage: Eukaryota; Metazoa; Chordata; Actinopteri; Characiformes; Acestrorhamphidae
Gene: trappc3
Product: trafficking protein particle complex subunit 3
Exons: 5
Coding region: 129-671 (180 amino acids)
Biological process (GO): endoplasmic reticulum to Golgi vesicle-mediated transport; intra-Golgi vesicle-mediated transport
Cellular component (GO): TRAPP complex; cis-Golgi network membrane; cytosol
Source: RefSeq, a predicted model, not a curated record
CAUACAGGAAGUGAUAGAGGAAGUAGCUUUGGAAUCGAUACAGGAGCAGGAGCAGUAUCUGUUUUACAGAGCAGGUUAAUAAAAUAUAGGCUGUAAUCUGCCUGCGCAGCGCUGCAACACCGAACACCAUGUCCAGGCAGUCUAACAGAUCCACUGACAGUAAGAAGAUGAAUUCUGAACUGUUUACUCUUACAUAUGGAGCCCUGGUCACUCAGCUAUGUAAAGAUUAUGAAAAUGAUGAAGAAGUGAACAAGCAGCUUGAGAAAAUGGGUUACAAUAUUGGAGUACGACUCAUUGAGGACUUCUUGGCUCGCUCCAGCGUAGGCAGGUGUCAGGAUUUCCGAGAAACAGCUGAUGUCAUUGCAAAGGUUGCCUUCAAGAUGUACCUGGGCAUCACCCCCAGUGUGACUAACUGGAGCCCUGCUGGAGAUGAGUUCUCUCUCAUCCUGGAGAGCAACCCACUGGUGGACUUUGUGGAGCUUCCAGACAACCACAGCACUCUAAUCUACUCUAACUUGCUGUGUGGAGUGCUGAGAGGAGCUUUGGAGAUGGUUCAAAUGGCUGUGGAUGUGCGAUUUGCUCAAGACACGCUAAGAGGAGACAAUGUGACAGAGAUCCGCAUGAAAUUCAUCAAGAGGAUUGAGGAAAACUUGCCUGCAGGAGACGAAUGAGGCUGUUGUGAUGUGUGAUGUGUGAUGUAUUCGUUCUGGAAAGCUCCAGCUCCUUGGACCUGAUAGACUUCUAUCGUGAAGUUUCGGUGGGAACCACAGACCUACAGUUAGUCAAAGAAAAAACAAACCAAGAAAAGAAAAACAUCGGACUCCCUUUCUGUCUCCUCAGGCAUCGCAGUACAGUACAUCCUCAGCCAUCUUUCUACUUUCUUUUUUUUUUUUUUUUUUGGGUUAGACAAUUGAAACCACCUGAGACUUUUCUGCUCUCAGUGAAUUCUCACUUCUCCUAACUUGGAGUUUUAUAUAGAGCCCUUUUCAGAUAUUCAGAGGUCAUCUCACUUGAUCUCAUUAGGAAGACUCAUGAAGUAGAUGAUUCUUGUGAUUGCUGUUGUUAUAAAUAUCCCAAAAAUCCGUAUGGAAUUUGUAAUCAAUGAAUAAGAAAUGUAUACCUAAUGUUUAGUCACAUUUUGAAUGAUCUUUGAGGAAAAUAAUAGUACCGCAGCACUAAGUGGUAUUGUUCUCUUUAGUUCAUCAUCAUUAUUUUGCUGAAUGAAAGAAACAGGGGACGUGUGUUCAGGCUCAUUUUAAUUUGGAUUGUAAUUGAGCACAGAUGUACCAUGUAUCCCCUUUUACUAGGGAUAUCUUUAUCUCCUCUCUUGGCCCCAUAUUGAAGAAGUUUUCAGUCUUGUGGAAUUUGCAUCUCAUAGUUUGGCAUAACUUGUAAAAAGCCAUGUGUUUCCUUUUUUUGAUUCUGUCUCUUUUUUCUGUCAUGUAAAGGAUAUGUGGCACAUGUGAGUGUAUUUAUUUACCAAUGGGAAAAUGUAUCAAAUGUAAUAAAUUACUAACUGAAUGAG